AUGACAACGAUGCAGAGACGCCAGCCUCGCCACUCGCUCUCGGAGUCCUAUGACUUUGUCAUCGUCGGUGGUGGCACCGCAGGCCUUGCGCUUGCUGCUCGCCUCUCCGAGGACUCGAACCACACCGUCCUUGUCCUCGAGGCGGGCGAGUCGGGUGACGCGGUUGCCGACCAAGUCACUGCUCGGCGGCUCGGCGCCAUGAACGGCAUGUAUCACAUCCGCCCAUCCAAGAUCGAAGUCGACGCGUGGUCGACGCUCAUCGGAGGCGACUCACGCUGGAACUGGGAUUCGCUCCUUAGCGCAAUGGAUGCCAGCGAGACUUUCGAUCCCCCGUCGUCCGACCUCCAGACUACAGGUAACAUCCAGUACGUCGCGUCAAGCCAUGGAACCAGUGGCCCCAUCCAAGCGGGUUACGUCGGAUACAUCCCGCCUAUUGUGAGCAACUGGUCUUCCACUCUGGCCACCGUCGGCAUCUCAGCAACCUCAGACGCGUACAGCGGUUCUAACUGGGGCUCGUACAUCUCUGUUUUGUCCAUCAACCCGGCCAACUGGACGCGCUCAUACUCCCGCUCCGGUUACAUCGAUCCCUUGCCGCCCCGUUCUAACCUCGCCAUCCUCCCUGGCGCGACUGUCACGCGCAUCGUCUUCAACACCUCCAACUCAAGCAAUCUCACCGCCACUGCAGUCGAGUGGGCCGCGUCAGCGAGCGCACCGCGCCAGAUCGUCGGCGUCACAAAGGAAGUCAUCCUCGCCGGCGGUACGAUCGGCAGCCCCCAGGUGCUCCAGCUGAGCGGCGUCGGACCUUCCGAUGUGCUGAAAGCCGCUGGCGUCAAUGUUCUGCUCGACCUCCCGGGAGUGGGCCAGCACUUGCAGGACCACAUCAGCACCCAGGUGUCCUUCAAGUCCAACAUCGAGACCCCCCGUGACAUGUACAACAACAAGGAGCGCACAGAUGCCGCUUUCAACUCAUACGUCAACACGGCCGUUGCUUACGUGACCGCCUCCACUUUGCUCGGCGACUCCGCGGCGACUCUCGCGUCCCAGAUCGCCGCCAACUACUCGGCCCAGGCCGCGCUUGUGCCGUCCUCCGAUUCCGGCGUCGUGCUCGGCUUCGAGGCGAUCUACAACCAGACCCUCGCGAUGCUCACUUCGAACGUCGCUCAGGUAGAGAUCCUCCUCGGGCUCAACGCCGCCGGCUCCGUUGGCGUCCAGACCGCACUUCAGCACCCAUUCUCUCAGGGCCGGCUCUACAUCACAACGAGCAAUCCGUUCACGUCUCCCACGAUCGACCCCCAGUACCUCUCCCACGCCGCGGACACCGUCAUCUUCCGUGAGGGCCUCAAGCUCGCACGUACCAUUGGCAACACCGCUCCUCUGUCGGAGAACCUUGGAGAGGAAAUCUCUCCCGGGACGACCAACGUGAACACGGACGACGAAUGGGACGCGUGGCUAGCGAAUAACUUCGGUACCGAGUACCACCCCAGCUCUUCGUGCGCGAUGCUCCCGCGCGAGCAAGGUGGUGUUGUCGAUGGUGAUCUAAAGGUCUACGGCCUCGCAAACGUGCGUGUUGCGGACGCGUCAGUGUUCCCGAACACGUUCUCAGCGCAUGUGGGUGCCUCGUUGUAUUGA
This is a messenger RNA of Epithele typhae, 1629 nucleotides long. RefSeq names its product GMC oxidoreductase. The record is from RefSeq and is a predicted model, not a curated record. Gene Ontology annotation, molecular function: flavin adenine dinucleotide binding; oxidoreductase activity, acting on CH-OH group of donors. The transcript is spliced from 4 exons. Lineage: Eukaryota; Fungi; Basidiomycota; Agaricomycetes; Polyporales; Epitheliaceae. Bases 1 to 1629 code for a protein of 542 amino acids.